This is a messenger RNA of Notothenia coriiceps (black rockcod), 3214 nucleotides long. Its product is annotated as importin-13-like. Gene Ontology annotation, biological process: protein import into nucleus. The transcript has 12 exons. The record is from RefSeq and is a predicted model, not a curated record. Gene Ontology annotation, cellular component: cytoplasm. The coding region runs from base 1 to 1398 and encodes 465 amino acids. Lineage: Eukaryota; Metazoa; Chordata; Actinopteri; Perciformes; Nototheniidae.
AUGGCUGUGAUUGCAGGUGAGCAGCAGAGCUGUUUGGCGCUGAGGGGCAGAGGUCACGGUUUGGAUGAAAUAAUGUCGUUUGAGACGGAUAAGCAGGCGGUGUAUCUGCAGGUCUACAGGCCGGUAUAUUUCCAGCUGGUGGAUGUUCUGCUACACAAAGCCCAGUUCCCCACGGACCAGGAGUACGAUUCCUGGUCGUCGGAUGAGAAAGAGCAAUUCAGGAUCUAUAGGGUGGAUAUCUCAGACACACUCAUGUACGUGUACGAGAUGCUGGGAGCGGAGCUGCUGAGUAACCUGUAUGAAAAACUAGGAAGACUGUUGACUAAUACCGAGCAGCCCACUUCAUGGCAGCACACAGAGGCCUUACUCUAUGGCUUCCAGUCGAUAGCGGAGACGAUAGAUGUGAAUUACUCUGACGUCAUCCCCGGCCUGAUAGGACUCAUCCCCAGAAUCAGCAUCAACAACGUGCAGCUAGCAGACACAGUGAUGUUCACUAUAGGUGCGCUGGCUGAAUGGUUGGCAGACCACCCGGUGAUGCUCAGCAGUGUCUUGCCCUUGGUACUACAGGCUUUAGGGAACCCAGACCUUUCUGUCUCAUCUGUCUCGACACUGAAGAAGAUUUGUAGGGAGUGCAAAUACGACCUUCCGCCCUACGCAACAAACAUAGUAGCUGUCUCUCAGGAGGUGCUUAUAAAGCAGAUCCACAAGACGAGUCAGUGUAUGUGGCUGAUGCAGGCGCUCGGCUUCCUGCUCUCCGCUCUCCCUGUGGAAGACAUCCUGAAAAACCUGCACUCUCUCAUCACCCCCUACAUUCAGCAACUGGAGAAGCUAGCAGAUGAGACGCCCAAUCCCUCCAAUAAAUUGGCAAUCAUCCACAUCUUGGGGCUGCUUUCCAACCUCUUCACUACGCUCGACAUCAGCAAGCAGGACGAUGAGUCAGCAGACGGCUCAGCACCAGCUGUCAAAACUGCCCCUCCUCCACCAGGACCAAACCCAGUGGUGGUGGUUUUGCAACAGGUGUUUGCCCUCAUACAGACGGUACUCGGUAAGUGGCUGAACGACUCGCAGGUCGUAGAGGCGGUGUGUGCCAUUUUUGAGAAGUCAGUGAAGACUCUUCUCCACGACUUUGCUCCCAUGGUGUCUCAGCUCAGUGAGAUGCUCGGGCAGAUGUACAGUACCAUUCCCCAGGCCCCAGCCCUCGACCUCACACGACAGAUGGUGCAUAUCUUUGCCAGUGAGACAGACCACUUCCCACCCAUCAAGGCUCUGUUUGAACUGGUUACCUCGGUAACGCUGUCCAUCUUCCAGCAAGGUAGGGGGUCCAGCAGGGGCGGGAGUGUGAAAACUGUCAAAUGUAUUGAAAUCUGUGGUACCUUUUUAAAUUCUGGUCAUAUUUGACAUUACAGCAUCCAACACAUUUGUAAACAAUUAUAAACAGAUUGCUUAAAAUCAGUUGUUUAUUAUGACGAUAUACUCACAUUUGUUUCUGCGAUUGAAGACCGACACGAUGAUGCUUUUUCAGACACAGAAUAGGAUACAAAAGGUUGGAGGUCACUGGGCUACGUUGCCACAGUCGACCUUUAAAUGUUUGCUCUCAUUACUCAAUAAUGGAGGUUGUUCGUCUGCUUGAUGUUUUUGAAGUAUCAAAAGUCUCAACUGAUCAAUUUAUCAAUGCUGACUGUUCCGUUUCCACUGAUAAGCAUUGAUUCAAUCAUUGUCAAGACUAAUGUUUUCCAUGUUUACCAGUCCAGUAUUUGCUUAUUUAUUUAUUUGGAUUUACUGUUUCAGUGUUUAGGCUGCAUGAACAUGUCUUUCAUUUUGUGAAAUGUUGAUCAGAAGCUUCUCAAUGUGCGUGACCCCGGGGAUAGUCUAGAUCUUUACUUAACAUAAAAGGGACAUGAACGAGAUGAUAACAUUUCAUCCUCCAAAACUUGGGUUAGGAUUCCAGCGCUGUCUGCCUCCCCCCUUUCCUUUGUGUUGUCCCCCCUUUCCUGCUUUGACUGGUUUAGUAUUGGCUGCCUCUCCUCCUGCUUCUUAACUUUUCCUUUUUUGAGCAGGUGCCUCUCAGUAGACAGUAUCAGGGCAGGAGACAUUCACAGCACAGAGACCACUAGCUUAUUCAGUUGGCUGACAUACACUAUAACAUGGCAGUGCCGGCCAAUUUGCUCUGUUUGAUCAGGGGUGGUAGUCACUCCAACAUUAAUCUUAGAGGGAUAGUUCAUCCCAAAAUAAAAAAAUACAUUAUUCUUACCUGUUUCCCUCUAGAUUGUUUUGGUGUGAGGUCCAGAGUAUUGGACAUAUCGGCUGGAGAGAUUUCGGACUUCUCUCAAAUAUAAUGUAACUAGAUGUAACUUGAUGGUACGAAAGGUGUCAAAAAGAGAUUGGUAAAACUGAACAGCAAUUAUUAUUGUUAUGAUUAUUAUUAUUAUGAUUAUUACUCAAGAUGACUUUGUGUAGUUUCAUGUAGGCACUAUUUUCUUUCUAUAGAACUACAUCCUGCUGGGUGUAGCCGAGUGCCAUCUGGUUCCCUUAUAUUAGAGAAAAGGCAGACAUUUCUUUAGCCAACAUCUCAUACCAAAAGUUCUAGAUGUCUCUUGAUAUAUUGCACUUCAUGUCCCAGGAAAAAAUAUAGAUUUUUGAUUUAGGGGUGAACGAUCUCAUGUAAGGCGUCUGAGAAAAAAAACAAUGUUUGAAAGUCAGGAAUCUCAAAUGUCCAGAAGCUUCUUCAGGAAAUGUGUGUUGUAACUGUGCAUCAUUCUGCAACACUUUAAAAAGUCUUGUAGUCUGUGUCCAGCACAAGGGGGGGAGGUACUGAUAUCAGAACAUAUCCUGAUCUUUGAGUGUGAUACAGAUGGCUAUGGGCUCACCUUUGAAGCAAAGGGGCUCUGACUGACCAGCUCUGAAUGGACCCUCGACAGAAACCUCCACCCCAGAGGCACCGUCUGAGAGGAAAUGUGUUUCUUCUUGUCUGAUCACAUUGAUGCCAGCGGUGCCUCUGGGGAAGGAGCUGGGGGGGGUUCAUUCAGGUGUGGUGCCUCUUUCCCUCCAAACUGUAACAGUAACAGAGGUGCCUCCUGGGUUCCCACUCCAAACCCACUUUUGUUUCUUUUAGGUUUUUUUAUUUUUCUCUUGUUACUUCUUUCUUUCUCUCCAAACAGACCCAUGUCUUUGUCUUCUGCCUGUUUUCUGUUUUUGGUUGGUCUGUUUUACCAAG